Messenger RNA from Macaca mulatta (Rhesus monkey), 2319 nucleotides. The record is from RefSeq and is a predicted model, not a curated record. NCBI's taxonomy places the organism in Eukaryota, Metazoa, Chordata, Mammalia, Primates, Cercopithecidae.
UGCUUGAACCAGGGAGUCAGAGGUUUCAGUGAGCUGAGAUCGUGCCACACUGCACUCCAGCCUGGCAACAGAGCAAGACUCAAAAAAACAAAAAAAGGUCAAGAUGAUAAAUUUUAGGUCGUGUGUAUGUUACUACUUUUUUACAAAUGAAGAAAACAACACUUUGACAUGCAUUAUCUCCCAACACCAACCUCAGCCCGGCCCUGAAAAGCGAGCAGAGCCAGCAGCAUUUCCAGCCCCACCUCUGGAGGAGAGGAACCUGAGACUCCUGGGUGACCAGAGGCGUCUCUGGCAACACCAGCAAAAGAGCCUGGCCCUGGCCGCCCAGCACAGGUGCUCAGUCCCUCCUCACUGCCCCUGCUCCCCGCCCCAACAAAGCACAGGGUCCCGAGAUGUUGGGAGAGGGUCGGGGAUGCCGGGCUGGGAGAGGACCCGGGGGCCUGUCAGAAGCCAUGACAUGACGCGCUCACCGCCCGGGAGGAAGCUACUGGCCUCUGAGUGAAAUCCGUAAGAAUGAGCUCUGGAGAUGUAUCAUACAACGUGGAGACUACAGUUAAUAAAUGUAUACUGGAAAAUUGCUAAGAUUAGAUCUUCCGUGUUCUCACUACAAAAGCAUAAGCAUGUGAGGAGAUGGACGUGUGAGUCAGCUUGAUUUAAUCAUUUUACAGUGUGGCAAAGCAUCACAUUGUAGGUGGUCAAUAUAUACAGUUUUGUCAAUUACACCUUCAGGAAGCUGGGGUGGGGAGUGUGUGUGUGUGUCUGUGUGUCUCUGUGUCUGUGUGUCUCUGUGUCUGUGUGUCUGUGUGAUGUGAGGUCUGUGAGGCGCUGAACGUGGCACAUUAAACGGCGUUUUCGUUCUUACCUCAUGAUUCCUGGACUUGAACCGUUGAGUGGCUUCUGGCUAACCCCAAACCUGUUUCCUCCUCUCUAACCACACCUCCCUCCAGGGCUGGUUGGAGGAGCCUCAGCCCAGCCCCCUGAGCUCAAGCCCUGGGGGACUCCUGCUGGGCGGCUCUCUGGACCCCAGUGAGAUGCUCCACAGACCCAGGGCGCCCUGGGGGAAGGAGGGAAGUCAGGCGCGUCACCUCCUGGGACCAGCCCCGAGGGGACUCAAGCCCAUCCAGGGUGUAGUUUCCUCCAAAGGAAAGCCCCAGGGGAGGGUCUUGGGGGGCCAUGGUGCAGCCCACCUCCCUGUGUGACCUCAGCCCUUGCCGACCCUCUGCCUGUGGUGGGAGGUCCCCGAACAAAGCACCCAGGGCCCCAGGGGCAAGGCCAAGCUGACAGGUGUGGGAGGCAGUUGAGCCCUGGAUCCUGACCACAGCAGGGCAGUUGGCAGAUGUGCCUCCGGGACAGAACCCCAGGGGUGACGGCCAUGGACGCUGGAAGGGGCCUGGCUGGGGGCAGGGACCAGAGGAUGAGGAUGGGGCCACAUGGACUGGGAUGCCCUGGGACAGCUGCUGCCAGCGAGAGACCGGGGCACCACUCUCCAGGGAGCCCACGCUGCAAGUCAGGCCACAAGGGCCUCCGACCCUGAGGGCAGAUGAGGCCAGGGACAGGCCAGCCGGGCCGUGAGGCCCCUGGUGAGCCAGGCCCCAACCUCAGGCAGCGCUGGCCCCUGCUGCUGCUGGGUCUGGCGCUGGUAACCCAUGGCCUGGUGCACCCAACGGCUGCACCGCAGAGCAGAGCCCUGGGCCCUGGAGCCCCUGGAGGAAGCAGCCGGUCCAGCCUGAGGAGCCGGUGGGGCAGGUUCCUGCUCCAGCACGGCUCCUGGACUGGCCCCAGGUGCUGGCCCCGGGAGUUUCAGUCCAGGCAUAAUUCACUGAGGCAUGUGUUUGGCAGCGGGACCCAGCUCACUGUUUUAGGUCAGCCCAAGGCCACCCCCUCGGUCACUCUGUUCCCGCCGUCCUCUGAGGAGCUCCAAGCCAACAAGGCCACGCUGGUGUGUCUCAUGAGUGACUUCUAUCCAGGAAUCUUGACGGUGACCUGGAAGGCAGAUGGUACCCCCAUCACCCAGGGCAUGGAGAUGACCAUGCCCUCCAAACAGAGCAACAACAAGUACGCGGCCAGCAGCUACCUGAGCCUGACUCCCGAGCAGUGGAGGUCCCGCAGAAGCUACAGCUGCCAGGUCACGCAUGAAGGGAGCACCGUGGAGAAGACAGUGACCCAUGCACAAUGUUCGUAGGUUCCUAACCCUCACCCCACCCACAGGGGCCUGGAGCUGCAGGAUCCCAGGGGAGGGAUCUCUCUGCAUCCCAAGCCAUCCAGCCCUUCUCCCUGUACCCAGUAAACUCUCAAUAAAUAUCCUUCGUCAACCAGAAA